Molecule: messenger RNA, 1131 nt
Organism: Monascus purpureus
Lineage: Eukaryota; Fungi; Ascomycota; Eurotiomycetes; Eurotiales; Aspergillaceae
Source: the annotation of a GenBank genome assembly
AUGCCCCCAAGGCUCAAUCCCCUGGCGGCCAGGAAGGCCCUGCUCACUAUUCGCCAGCCAUCAUCGAUAUCAACAUCUCUCUCCAUUUCCGGUAGCAAUGGUUCGACUACAUCGCGUCGGAGUAUGAUGACUACGACUCUCAACGCCGGGAGACUCAACCCCGGCUUUAGCGUUCUUGGAUCUUUGGACAAACAGCAGCGGAGACUGAAUUCGUCAAACUCGGACCCAGGAAACCAGCCAGAACAGAAGGAGACGGUACAUCAUCUUACACCGGAGGAGGGAGCGGAGAUCGAGGAGGGAAUCAAGAAAUCGGAGGGGACUCCUGGAUCUCCGGAACAAGAGCAAGGAUCCCCUAUUUCGGAGGUCCUUAAGCGAGACGAGAAGGCGAAACAGUACGCUCCCAAGGUGAUGCAAGAUCAGAUGCAAGGACCCAAGGGUUCUCGCUCUUUUUCCACAUCUUCACAGUCCCGAAAACAAGAAUUGCAGGGGAACCAGCCAUCUCCUGACGAUGUCUCGGCUGCCGUGGUCGCCAAUAUGAUUUCCAAGGCUAUCGAGGAGAAAGCCGAAGAGCUACAGGAGCCAGGUAUCAAGUUCCAUAUGCCCCAACACCCUUUGCCCAAGACGGAAAACUUCCGGACACGAUACGAUUCAUUGUUGGAGCAGUUUACCAAACUGCUCAUGCGUGAUGGGAAGCUGAGUAAGGCGCAAAAGGAUAUGUCAUUUAUCCUGGAUCAUUUGCGAACCGCCUCGCCGCCUUCAAUCAACCCCAAACGUCGUCUUCUUCCCGGUCCGCCGGCUCCCCAAUUGCCUCUGAACCCAGUCCUCUAUCUCUCUCUGAUUGUAGACUCUGUCGCACCUCUGAUCAAGAUCCGACAACAGAAAGGUAUUGCUGGCGGUGGUGCUGCUUUGCAGAUCCCAGUUCCACUGUUCCAAAGACAGCGUCGCAGGACCGCAAUCCGAUGGAUCAUUGAUGCUUCGGAUAAGCGCCGUGAUAGCAAAUUCGCCCUGAGGGUCGCGAACGAGCUGAUUGCCGUCGCUGAAGGCCGUAGUGGCGUGUGGGAGAAAAGGGAGCACGUGCACAAGAUUGGUGUCGCAGGUCGCUCGAAUCUCGGAGUGUUUGCUCGUAGAUAG